This is a messenger RNA of Neurospora crassa OR74A, 3377 nucleotides long. RefSeq lists its product as hypothetical. The record is from RefSeq and is a predicted model, not a curated record. The transcript has a single exon. Gene Ontology annotation, cellular component: COG complex; Golgi apparatus. Bases 409 to 3228 code for a protein of 939 amino acids. Gene Ontology annotation, biological process: intra-Golgi vesicle-mediated transport. NCBI's taxonomy places the organism in Eukaryota, Fungi, Ascomycota, Sordariomycetes, Sordariales, Sordariaceae.
CCCCACUGAAACGUAACCGCUGUGGAACUCGACGGCCACGACCUGUGACAGCUCAACCACCUUGACAACCUCCGUCUGGGGAUAGCUUCAGAUCUCCCAAACCACCACCACAGGCGAACAGAUCCAACAUCUACAGACUUGGGGGACCGUACCACAAGCUGCCACUACCACGUAUUCAUAUAAUACUUAAUAUCUUUCUCUAAUGGCGCUUAUCACAUAGUCCUCCUUCCCCUUCAAUCGCAAGCUCGAACCACCUGUUCCCGUCGUCCCCCAUUCGAAGUUCGAACGAUCAGAUUUGACCGCCCGCGCAUUCGCCCAUUCCCAUAACUAAGACGCGCAAUUUCACCCCCUCUCCCAGUAAACCAACUACAACAUCGCGACGGUACAACAACAACCAUCACCACCACAAUGGCGAACCAUCCAAUCCCCGACCUCUCCACCCUUCUCUCCUCCGCCCAAAUCUUCUCUUCCAACUACCCCCUCCCCCACAUCCGCGCCAUCCACAAGGCCCUCCAUGCCGAGAUCGACGACAAGCAGUCGCGCCUGCGCACCCAGGUCGGCGGCUCCUACCGCGAGCUGCUGGGCACGGCCGACACGAUUGUGCAGAUGCGGGGCGACAUGGAAUCCGUGCAGGCGACAUUGGGGCGCAUGGGUGGAAGGUGCGGCAGGCAGGUGGUGAAGGAGAAGAUGGAUGGACUCAAGAAGUGGGAUGAGAGCGAGGAUAUGCACAACACGAGCAGAAGGGAGGCGGCGAGGGUCAAGAUUCUGGAGGGGUGUGUGUUGGCUGUCCAGAAGUUGUUGAGACGGGAGGAGAAGGUCGCGGGGAGGGAUACUAGAAAGAUGAGAGGAGGGAAAGUGGAAGAAAAGGAGGCAGUAAUGUCCAAAGGGGAUAAAUUGCUUGUUGCGGCCAAGGUCUGCGUGCUUGGAAGACUGCUGGUCAAGACUUUUGAGCGGGAGGGCAUUCAUACCGAAGCGUCGAGGACGGCGGUCCAGUCGGCUGAUAGAUCGUUGACUGUCCUUCGCGACAGACUCCUCCGGUGCAUCGAUAGCGUGCUGGUGAGCGUCAACGAGAAACUCACGCCGCGCAGCGAUCUCCUCAAGGCGUUGAGCGCGUAUGGUCUGCAUACCAGCUCUGGAGCGCGGGACACUCUUCGCCACUUUCUCGAGGUCAGGGGGAGUGCACUGUCGCUGUCCAUCAACAACAACAACAACAACAACUGGGAGGGACAGCAGUCAGCGGCAGUUCGAACACCCAAAGACAUCCUCAGACGGCUCAGCCUCUACGCCAAAACAUUGCAAGACGUGCAAGCCCUCACACCCAACAAGCUCGCGGACGCGCUUAACGGGCUUAAGAAGAAGGCGCUCCUGGCAGAUGACGCCCUCCGCGCCAUCGAGGGUCUCCGGCUGGAUAUUUACUCGCGCUGGUGCGGCGACGAAAUCCGGUACUACACGCCCUUCAUCCGGCACGACGAUCUGCAGGCCGAAAGCGUCAACGGCCUGCUGUCUGAAUGGGCCCCCGUGCACCGCGACGUUUUUAUUGAUGACCUCGACAAGACCGUCAAGUCCAUGAGCGAAUUCAAAGCCAUCGUCGACUUGCGCACCUCCGUCCUCCGCCUCUGGAUCGCCGAGAGCUCGCGUGUCCGGUACGAUUUUUUCGCCUCCAAAGACGACAACGAUGACAGCUCGUCGGAAGGCAUCCCCAUCAGCACCUCCAUGUUCAGCCAAAUCCGCUCCACCAUCAACAACCACCUGCUCUCCGUGAUCGACACCAAAGUGCACAAGCUCCGCCUCGUCGGCUCCGAAGCCUCGGCCGCUCUGGCCGCCUGGCGCGAGGGCACCACGGACGCGCACCUCUCCCUCUGGGACCCAUCUGCCUUUUCAGGUAUCGACCUCACCAUCCCCUCCGGUGGCCCCUCUGGUGGUCCCUCUGGCAGCGGCGGCGGUGGUGCCGCCCAGCAAUUCGCCUCCGAAGUGAUCUCCCGUCUCUACGGACGCAACGACGCCGUCUCCAAAGCCGUAGCCUCUUACAAGUCCUGGUUCCACGUGAUCGACGACGUCGGGUCCGUAGUCGACCAGCUGCGUCGCCAGCGGUGGGAGAACGACCUCGAGGACGAAGAAGAUGAAGAAGGAGGAGGAGGCGACAUGAUGAUGAUGAUGGUCGUCGAAGACGAAGAGACGAUCGAGCAGCGCCACCAACUUUUGUCUCGUGAAGACCCGGAACGACUCACUACCCACCUUAGCGCGUCCCUCGUGAAAGCGUUUGCCGCCCUGGAUGAGCACUUGACGGACCUGUGGACCCAGCAGAGGGACGGUCCGAAUAACGGGCAGAUAGCCAUGUACCUCCUUCGUCUGCUGCGGGACAUUCGUAGUCGUUUACCUGAUCAACCUCAGAUUCCGACGGGCGCAGUGGCGGCGGCGCAGGAAAAGGAGGAGGACAGCAGUAUCAAAGCUUUUGGCCUGCCCACCAUUCCUUCGUUGCAUACCUCCCUUGCUCGCACGGUUUUGGUCAGCCCCGUCGAUGAGUUUGUUACAGUCGCUUUGGCUCGGAAGACGGUGGUCGGGAGAGGGUUGUGGGAGGGAAGCCCCGAACUGCCGACCUCCCCCUCGCCGGGCAUGUUCCGGUUCCUGCGCAGCCUGUCGGCGGCGAUGGCGGAGGCGGGAGCGGACCUGUGGAGCCCGGCGGCGGUGAGGGAACUCAAGAAGGAAGUGAGGCAGGAGGUGUGUAAGGUUUGGUUGGAGGCUGCUAGGGGGGUUCUAGAGGAAGCAGAGCGGCAGGAGCGGGAAAGUGGUGAGAAGGAGACUAGUAAAGAAGAGGGGGAUGAGAAGAAGGACGAUGAGAUUAAGAAAGAGGGCGAAAAUGGCGGGGAAGAAGGGGAAAAAGAAGACAAGGUGAAAGAAGAGACCGACGAGGAGGCCAAGAAGACACAAGCAGAAGAAGCCUUGGUCGCCAAAGCAGAGGCCGAGGAGAAGCUCCAAAAACAACAACAAGAAGAAGAAGAAGCCGAAAAAGCCAAUCAACAACGCCGCCGCGACCUCUUUGUCCAAUGGCUCUUCGACAUCAUCUACCUCGGCAUCUUCCUCGACGGCAGCAAAGGCGACUUCAACGCCAUUGCCAAUACCGUCUUCCAGCACUCUGGUCUGGAUCCAGGGGCCAAGGGAAGACUGGUCAAGGCGGCGCAGGAGUACUACAAGAGGACUCAGUUGUUGUUUGGCUUGUUGACAUCGUAGCCUUCCUUCCUUCCUUCAUGUGCCAUACAGAGUACAAUUACAAUAAUACCAAUUAGUUUUGCUACAUUCAUCAAUACUCGUGUACGUUGGGUAUAUGUAUAUAAGCCCGCUACUCUUGUCCCUUGCGCCCGCCAAAACUCCGACUCCGA